This is a messenger RNA of Vicia villosa (hairy vetch), 1608 nucleotides long. RefSeq lists its product as uncharacterized. The coding region runs from base 61 to 813 and encodes 250 amino acids. Gene Ontology annotation, cellular component: Shu complex. The transcript is spliced from 6 exons. Gene Ontology annotation, molecular function: single-stranded DNA binding. Gene Ontology annotation, biological process: double-strand break repair via homologous recombination. The record is from RefSeq and is a predicted model, not a curated record. NCBI's taxonomy places the organism in Eukaryota, Viridiplantae, Streptophyta, Magnoliopsida, Fabales, Fabaceae.
ACAGUUAGUUUGAAGCUUCCUUGGAGAGUCAAACAUGUUAAUAAGCUGAGCGUGAAAACUAUGGUGGAGGAGUUGUUUUUCUGGAAUGGAAGCAACCAUCCAAACCCACUUCAACAAUUUCAACAUAACUCCAAUCUACUUCUUCUCUCUGGCCCUCCUUCUUCUGGAAAAACUUCACUUCUUUUCCAAUUUGCAUUCAAUGUAGCAGCUGCAGCAUCACUUCACUCCAACUCUCCCAACCCAAAUGUUGUCUUCAUCUGUAACCAAAACAAAUUGGACUCCAAACCCCCUUUUCUUUCUCAGGGUAUUGAUCCAUCUUCUAGUGUCUUCCAACGUAUACAAAUCAAAUAUGUGAAUGAUGAUGAGGAUAUUAGAAAGUACUUUGCUGCCUUCCAUCUGUUCGAUAAAUUGCCUCAUGCAGUUGUUAUUGAUGAUUUCGGAGAUUUCUUUGAUAACAAGGUAUGUCAACAACGAUAUUCUAAUGCCCGCGGGCGAGACUUGGCCAUGAUCAAGAGUCUGGCCUUAUGCAACAAUGCUAUUAGCUAUGCAAAUCAAAAAGGGUCUUGCAAGCUUCUCUUGUCGGAUACUCAUACUCAUCAGGGAGACUCUCCAAGGUUUCACUUCAUAUAUAAGAAAUGGAUACACACCACUUUCACAAUUAAAGAAGGGGAUAUAUCUGGAUCGUUUAUUUUGAAAAGUAGGAGCUAUUCACGAACAGAUAACACAGGUACUGGUAAUAUGAAAGCUGCUAAGUACUCUAUAGCUCUUCAAUAUCUGGUCUUUGAUGGACUUGUCAAUGAUCAUGAAGAAUAGAAACCUACCUCUUCAACGAGAAGAACUAUUGAUACCUAUAUCUGUAUCAUAGCACUUGGCAUAUGUUCCCUUGUUCCAUUUAUCAUCUAUACUCAAUCAUAUAAUGAAACUUUAGUUCUGCAUGCUUCAUCAGUGAAAACACAUGAAUCUCAGGUUUCAAUUAGGGCUUUUAAAUGAAUUUGAACUUUAAGAUUUAUACCUUACACCACAUUUCUCAGGUUUUGAUUCAAAGUUCUAGUUGCUAUGACACCAAGUAAAUAAAAGGUGGCAGUUCUAGUGUUUAUGCUGUAGUUAACUAGUAAUCAGAUUAGAGCUUAUGAUUAAGUGUAUGUUUGGUUUUGCAUUAGUAAUCCCCAUACUUUUAUUUAGCCCCAAAACUUUGAAGAUUUUCCAAUUGAUUUACAAUUUGAUAACCAGCUCAAAACCCAAUAUUUGGUUUUGUGACAUGAGUUAACUAUGAAGAUUAGAACAGCAUGAACAAGUGUGUCAUGCCGCUGGUCUUUACUAUUACAUUGUUAACUUAGGAAGAGUAGAGUUAUUGAUGACAAUGCCUGUAAUUGCCUUGUUGAGGAUAUUUACUAGAACAUGGUUAUACUUAUGGAGAGGUGUAAUUUUGUCAAAGAUAUAACAAAGGGGGAAGCUCCUCAUAUGUAAAUAACCUUCAAGCCCCCAAAAGGCAUGUUUGAUUAUUCUAUCGGUUUGGAUAUCAGUUUCUCAGUCAAUUUUUUUAUUAGUAGUUUUAAUUUUUUAAAAAUGCUGAUCUAAUGUACUUUUAAUUAAUCACAUAUAUAAAUU